AUGAAGCCUCAUAAAGUAGAGUGCGAUCUUCAAUCCCUGAGAAGACUAUACGGUCUUCUCCGAUCAAAUGCAAACAACGAGUCCAUACCCCAAGCAUUUUUGUUAGAUGAGAAUACACAGUUUCUACUAAAGCGUUUGCUCGAUUCUGCGACUGAUGAACUUUUGGCUAGACAAUCCAAGAUACUUGCACAAGUGCAGUUGGGUUUGCCAGAGAGGAUUUCUACAUCAAGUAAAAACUCAAUCAAGGAAUUAGCCUCAAGGGGUAGUGGUAUCAUCAAAUUGCCUAGCAAGGCAGGUUUAACAGAGGAAGUCGUUGAUUCUAUCGAACGAAUCGAAACACAGCUUUCUGCUUUUCGUUUUUGUACUACUCGUGUGGACUCUCAUGACGAUAGAGCAAGGUUGUGUAAGCCUCCAAGCAUGUCUCCCAUGGAAGAUUAUUCUUCUUCUGGAACGCCUUUUCAAAGGUCAAGCGAGGGAGCGUUGAUGAAAGCAAGACAAAGCAAUCAAGCUUCUGUGUUUGGUUUAAGGAGCAAUUACAUGAUGCCAGCAAGUAAACAAAUGAGUCGGGAUCCAAAAACCUCGAAUAUAACACCGAGGCUGACAAGUGUGAACAAUGCUGCAGAGGCAAGCCAUGAUGAUCCAACUUUGCUUCUUCAGUCACAAGGAAGCUCUUCUCUUGAUGAUCAGUUUGUUCGAGUCAGGUCACGUCUUCCAUUACCGCCUCGUCCUGUGAGAUCCGUUGGUUUCAAGAAGCCAAGUCAGAGUAAGAGAACGUCACAAAAGAUGAAACCAACUUUGUUGGAUCAAGGAACUGAGACUUGGGAUGAAGAUUCGAUUGAAACUGAGAGUGGCGAAGAAACAGAACAAGAAUCAGAAGAAGAAAUCUCUGGGGAAAUAGGGUCAGCCUCUGGCUCAAGCUGGGAAACUAAGGCAGAGAGUGUAACCGAGUCAGACUCAUCAGACUCACCAGAGAGUGAUAGUGACUCUCAAGUCAGUGAUUCUCCUCCACAUAAAAGGAGAGACAGAUCAAGCGAUUAUGCAAAAAAGAGGAAGAAGACGAUAGGGCGGUUUAAAAGACUCAAGGAAAAGCUAGGUCAAGUAUUUCACCAUCAUCACCACCACCACCAUCACCAUCACCACCGCGACAAGGAGGAAGACCACAACUCAUCAGCUUGGAAGGAUUUUCAGAGGAAAUUUCAACAAAAACACAACGAGAAAUCAGUCGAGAGACGAAGAAAAUCAGAAUCCAGAGGUCUGACUACACAAAAGAACAGAGGCGGGCAAUUUCAUGCGCUAGUGGAGGGUUUGAUGAGACAUAGAAGACAAUCAAAGAAACAAAAGCACAAGUUGCAGAGCCAUGGCAGGAAAACGCAUUGGUGGCAAACCCGUAAGCGUCGACGAGGUGGUAUCAGGUUUCUCAACAGAGGGCGGGUUAAGCUAGGAAAAACAAAUUAUUUGUGUAAUAAGGAUUAA
This is a messenger RNA of Eutrema salsugineum, 1473 nucleotides long. RefSeq names its product protein KOKOPELLI. Lineage: Eukaryota; Viridiplantae; Streptophyta; Magnoliopsida; Brassicales; Brassicaceae. The transcript is spliced from 3 exons. The record is from RefSeq and is a predicted model, not a curated record. The coding region runs from base 1 to 1473 and encodes 490 amino acids.